Messenger RNA from Corylus avellana, 4958 nucleotides. RefSeq lists its product as uncharacterized. NCBI's taxonomy places the organism in Eukaryota, Viridiplantae, Streptophyta, Magnoliopsida, Fagales, Betulaceae. Gene Ontology annotation, molecular function: DNA binding; acyltransferase activity, transferring groups other than amino-acyl groups. The record is from RefSeq and is a predicted model, not a curated record.
CUCUCUCUCUAAAACCCCCAAAAAUCUCAGACGCCAUGCCCCAAUGCGCGGUUUCUUUGGUUACACAUGUCUCGUACGACUUUAUUGUGCCGUAGAAUUUCGCAGUCUCUUCUACAUUGGUGAAACUGUUUGAAGCGGAAACGACUUGUUUGAAAUUUGGGUUUUGUGGAUUUUGUGAGAGAUGAGGGAGGGUUUGAGAUCUGGGAAGGUAUUGCUGAUUCCGGAGAAAGAUAGGAAGUAUAAGGUUUCUGCAAACAAAAAUGUUCAAAAUGAAAUGAAGGAGACAGUUUCUGAUUCAGACGGCAAGGAAAACCCCCAUUUGAUUUUGAGCAAUGUGGAGAAUGAGAGAGAGUCAUUGGUAGUGGGAAUUGAGAAAAAGAGAGGUGCGUUGGUCAAGGAGUGUAUAGAAGAUGGGGAAGAGAAUGAGAGGAAAAGGAGGGUUGGUGGUGGUGAAGAGAGUGAACAUGGCGGUGUUGUGAAGAAGAAGGUGAAGGAAGAAGAGGGUUUGGAUUGUAAACUGCACAUUGGUGGUCGGAUUUUAAGGUCGGGGUUUGUGGUGAAAAGUGGGGGUAAUGAGGAAAGUGAUAAGGGGGUGUGUGAACGUGGUUUUAGUGGGAAAGGUACUGGGAGUGAUGGGCGUGAGAUGAAUAAGGUUAAGGUGGAAAUAGAAGAAAUUGAUUUAGGGGUUGGUAAUCUAAAGAUGAAUUUGAAACGAAAGCGCGGGAGACCCCCAAAGACAGAAAAGAACCGUGAUCAAUCGGUUGGUAGGUUGAAGAAAAAGUCGAAACGUGGGCGUGGGAGACCCCCAAAGUUGAAGGAAAGUAAUAAGGUUUUGAAGGCUGAGCUUGAUAAGAGAGGAAAAGUGGUUGGGUUGAGGAAAGGUGGGAAGGAUUUAAAGCUGAGAGAUAGUGUGAAGAGGAAUGCGCCAAGUACUAGUUCAUACUCGGAAAAGAGAUAUAUUGGGAAAGAAUUGAAUGUGAAGAGGUUUUCACCAGCAAAGAAGAAUAAAUCCGGGAAAGAUUUGGAAACUGAGGACAACAAGGCUUCAUUACGGCUGUCACCAAGGAUGACAAAUGCAUCUAGUGUCAAGAAACAGAAAAGCGAAGGAGGGAAAGCUAAUCAGGAGGAUGAAGUCAUGGAGCCUAGUAGACUUGCGACAAAAAAUUUAGUAAGGGACAAAAUAACAGAUCUUCUUUUUAGUGCAGGCUGGACGGUUGAGUAUAGGCCUAGAUUUGAAAGAGCUUACAAUGAUGCGGUUUAUGUUAGUCCAGAUGGAAAGACUCACUGGUCGGUCACAUUGGCUUACAGAGUGCUUAAAAAGCAUUAUGAAGCUGGUAAUGGUGAAUCUAAGAUUUAUAAGGCUGGUUUUGUAUUUACUCCAAUACCAGAGGAGGAAUUCGGCAUACUAAAAAGGGUAGUCUCUAAAACAAGGGCGGACAAAAACAAAAAGCGCAAGGAUGGUGAUAAGACUGGAGUUAUGGAAAAGAGAAGGCACAAGGAAAAACCAAGUUCUAUCAUGAGUCCCGGGAGUAAGUCAAUUAAGGGGAGAAUGAAACGGAAAUCUUUGCUUCAUGAGCAGGAUAGUUCAGCUGGUACAUCACAAGAAGUAUUGCCAAUUUCAGUCAGGGGUCAUAAACGACGACAAACACAAAAUAAAAAGCGAUGUGCUUUGUUGGUUCGCAACACUAAGGAGGGGGUGGAUUCAGAUGUUGAUGGCUAUAUUCUAUAUAAUGGGAAACGUACUGUGUUAGCCUGGAUGAUUGAUUUGGGAAUGGUAUCACUUAAUGGGAAGGUGCAGUUCAUGAAUCAGAGAAGGACACGUGUAAGGCUUGAGGGUAGAAUUACCAGAGAUGGCAUUCAUUGUGACUGUUGUAGUGAAAUCAUCCCAAUCUCAAAAUUUGAAGCUCAUGCAGGAAGCAAUCCUUCUCGGCCAUAUCAAAAUAUAUUUCUUGAGACUGGAACUUCCCUCUUGCAGUGCCUGCUAGACUCAUGGAAUAAACAAGAGGAAUCCCAAUGUAAAGGGUUCCAUUUCAUAGAUGUUGAUGGUGAAGACCCAAAUGAUGAUACAUGUGGUAUCUGUGGAGAUGGUGGGGACUUGAUCUGUUGUGAUGGUUGCCCAUCGACAUUCCAUCAAAGCUGCUUAGAUAUUGAAAAUUUUCCUUCAGGUGACUGGCACUGUGUAUAUUGUUCAUGCAAAUUUUGUGGUAUGGGUGGUGAGAAUACGUAUGAAAGGCAUGAUAAUGAUGACAUCUCCUCAUCUGCAUUACUUAAGUGCUGUUUGUGUGAGGAAAAAUUCCACCAAUCCUGCAUUCGAGCGGGGGACGCUACAAGUGUUGAUUCCAGUUGUCCAUCCUUUUGUGGGAAGAAAUGUCAAGAGUUAUUUGAGAGACUACGGAUGCUUCUUGGGGUUAAACAUGAAUUGGAAGGAGGAUUUUCGUGGACUCUUAUCCACCGGUCAGAUGUUGGAUCAGAUAUUUAUCCUAAUGAAAUUCCUCCAGAGGUUGAAUGGAAUUCUAAGCUAGCUGUGGCAUUUUUCAUAAUGGAUGAGUGCUUUUUGCCUGUUGUUGACCACAGAAGUGGAGUCAAUCUGAUCCAUAAUAUUCUCUAUAAUUGUGGAUCAAAUUUUACUCGUCUAAAUUAUAGUGGUUUUUUCACUGUAAUACUUGAGAGGGGUGACGAAAUCAUCUCUGCAGCUUCCAUCAGGAUUCAUGGAAACCAGUUAGCAGAGAUGCCAUUCAUUGGGACCCGCCAUAUGUAUAGGCGUCAAGGGAUGUGCCGUCGGCUUCUAACUGCUGUCGAAUCUGUUCUCUACUCUCUAAAUGUUGAGAAACUGGUCAUACCUGCAAUCUCCGAACUUAGAGAAACGUGGACUUCAGUUUUUGGUUUCAAGGCCCUUGGAGUAUCAGCCAAGCAGAAAAUGAGGAACAUGAAUAUGUUGGUGUUUCCCGGCAUAGAUAUGUUGCAGAAACCAUUAUUGAAGCACCAAUUUGCUGAAGAUAGUAUGAUUCCUACACAAGGUAUGAUGUCCACUGAAUUUAUGGCGGCACAUAAUACUGAUGCGAGAUAUUCAACUGGGUUGGAUUUGAAUGUUUCUAUUAGGGCUCCAGCAGCUCAUGCACAUGAUAGAAACGAACCUACUGCCCUUGAAUCCUGUUCACAGCUUCUUGAUGGCUCCUUGAAUGAUACAUCUGAUAAACCAGGUGAGACUGUUGAUUUACCCAAAUGUGUUACAGAUAUGAAAUGUCAAAUUCAAAUCCAUGUGACUCACAAUAAUCUGGAGGAGAGUGAAACUGUUGUGAAACCGUUGGAUUCAGUUUAUGAUGCUAAUGGACCAACUGAAGAGAUUAGGGAAUAUCAGAUUGCUUCUGUCAUUCGAGCCCCUGAUGAGAAAACAAUGGAAUUGGACUCCCAAUCGGACCAUGAAAGCAAAUUAUUAAGGGUAUCUCAUAUUGGGUCUGAAGCUUCUGAUUGUGUAAAACCAUUUGUUAUUUCUUUUGGGGAGGAUACUGACAAUGUUGAUUGUGAGAUGAAAAUAGAAGAUGGCAUUGUUGAACAUAACCCUAAUUCUUGUGAUGAGGCUUCUAUAUGCCACUCUGCUGAAACUAUUAUGACUCAGCCCAGAGAUGUGGCUUGUGUAGAUGGAUCAGAAGUUUCUGGUGAGAAUAUUGUCCUUCAUAAUCUAGAGGCUGCAAGUCAGAUGUCUCUUGAUGCAAAGGACAUUAAGCAUUCCGGUUCUCAACAGUUGCAGGAAGUGGGAUCUGUUAUUGAGUCAGAUGGACGGAUGCUUGAUACUCGAGAAGGGAAAAUUAGCCAUGCUGCUGUUCAGCAUAUGUCUAUAGCACUGGAUGAGGUGGAUCCAUCAUCUACUGGUUGUUCUGGUUCCCAGAUUCUGCCCAAGACUAGCAAUAUUUCGUGUGAUGAAGCCCUCCCAACUUUAGCAUCAGCUUGCAUGGUUCACCCAAUUUCCUCAGUUUGCCAAAGGGGACAAACCGUUAUGAAUGGUUUUCCUGUUGACUCCAACAUUAUUGCUUCAUGCCAGGGUAAUGGGCUGGAUACUCAUGAAUCAGAUGUCUCUGCUGCAGUUGAGGGAAGACAUCAUUUUUCUUGUGAAGUUUCUUUAAAUCCCAUCACGAAACCUAAUUUGCAGACUUGCAUGAGUAAUGGAGCUUGCAUGAUCACGGAGAUUGCAUUUGAUUCUCACGAGGUUGUGGUGGAUGGUGUCUAUGAAGAGAAAGAAGCGGCUCAGACUAUUUUCAAUUCUACUGGUCAGGAUUUAGUUCUUGAGAGGCCUCAGGUGAAGAGCAAAUCUUCAAAGCAAUUUGAAUCUGGUUCACAGGUUGAACCCAUUAGUUCAACACAGUGCAAUUCUAAAUCUUCAGAGCAGUGCGAGUCUGAUCACCAGAUUGAUCAUGCAAGUAUCACACUGUGCAAUUCUGAGUCUAUGUGCAACUUAAGCUCUGCCUCUGAUGUGGCUCUUCACUGUGCCACUAAUGGGGGUAAUUCAUGCGGCACCCCUGAGGUAAUAGCUCUUUCAAACCAGGCUAGUUGAUUGCCUUUUGGUUCAUUUUCAGUAGAAAGCAGGCUUUUGAUGGCAGGCAUUAGCAGAGUUGCCGGAAUGCCUUGGUUAGCCAAUUUUGUACAUGACUAGGAUGUGGUCGGAGUUUUUUUGACACUUAAUCGCAGUGGCGGAGCCUGCCAAUUUUUUGAAUGUAUAAAACCCUAGGGGGAUUGUGGGGAUGUUCCAAAGCUGGGGGAGCAUUUUUUUUUUUUUUUUUUUGUCACAAGUAGAGUUGUUAAUAGCAAUGUAAGAUAGUAGUCUCAUGUAGGGUUGCCAAAAUGUCAAUUAGAUGCCUUUUGAAGGUUGUGUAUUUUGUGUCUUCCCCAUCCCCCAUCCCCCAUCCUCAUUGUAAAUGAAAGUGUUACUUGGUUAAUCAUUAAUAUUGGCCUUUCUUUUUGCC